ACAAUUUCUAAUUAUUUAAAUUAAAAAGGUAAAGCCAGUUUAUUUCCAACCGUACAAAAUAGGAACACAUGUCAGAUUUGAAGUGGGACUACCAUAAGUGACGUGGUAUUACUGUACCACACUAUAAUUUCUCUUAAUUUUCAAUCCACGCGCCCUUCCUGGGAGUGAAUUUAAUUUUUAGAUUCCCCACCAGCAAGAACAAAAGCGGAAUUUCAACAGUACACAGCAGUCACCUGACACCCACGCAAACAUAUCGACGAGUAUUAAACUGACAAAAUACCCUUCCCUUGUUCUUCCCCCGCAUUUUUAACUCGGCCGCUGACUCGCCAUCGACUCCAUUGACUCGCCCUCUGCAAAACAAAACACACAGUAGAAAUUCCUGUGGGCGAUGGCUUCGGAGGAGAGGCGAAUAGAGGACGAACUGUCGUACCCGAUUCUGCUGGCGGAGCGGGUCCGGACCGCCGUCAACGAGGCGGAGUCGUUCAAGCUGGAGUGCUCCGAGGUGGGGAAGCAGGUGGAUCGUCUGUCGCAGAAGCUCCGAACCGUGGUCCGGUUGGCCACGGCAGCCUCGGUUCUGUACGAGCGCCCGAUUCGGCGCAUCGUCGCCGAGGUGUCGAAGAAUCUGGAGCGGGCCCUGACCCUGGUCCGUAAGUGCAAGCGCCAGAGCUUCCUACGACGUGUCGUAACCAUCACGAGCGCCACGGACUUCCGGAAGCUCUUCAACUUCCUCGAGUCCUCCGUCGGCGACAUGAAGUGGCUGCUCAGCUUAUUCGACCCGGACACCACUGGCAAUAACGGAAUUGAACUCUCCCUCGCCCCGAUUGCCAGCAACGACCCGAUUCUCUCGUGGGUCUGGUCAUUCAUCGCCACCGUCCAAAUGGGUCAGCUGCCGUAUCGUAUCGAGGCCGCCAAUGAGCUCGCCUCGCUGGCGCAGGACAACGACCGGAACAAGAAGAUUAUUGUGGACGAAGGCGGAGUCUCGCCGCUACUGAAAUUGUUGAAAGAGGGCUCGUCGCCGGAUGCCCAAAUUGCGGCGGCGACGGCGCUCUAUAAUCUGGCGGGCGAUCAGGAGAAGGUGAGGACUAUUGUGAAUGAGGUUGGGGUGCCGAUUAUUGUGCAGGUUCUGGGCGACUCGCCGAUGAGGGUUCAGAGCCGUGUGGCGACCCUGGUGGCGCGGAUGGCGGAGCAUGACAGCAUUGCCCAGGAGGAUUUCGCCAGGGAGAAUGUGAUCAGGCCGCUGGUGACGCUACUGUCGUUCGAGACGUUUGGGGAGGAUCAUAAUAAUGAUCAACUGGGUAAGCAAAGCAUUCAUUCUCUGAUUCAGAUUAAUAAGGAAAUGGAGAAGAGCACAUCAGCAAAACCGCAAUCGAGAGGCAGUAGCAGUAGCAGUAGCAGUGACAGUAUUCAUAGACCUUAUUCGAAUACGUAUUCAAGUUCUUCGUAUUCUUAUUAUUCGGAGGGUAGUAGCCGAGGCGGGCAUUACAGGAAGGAGAGGGAGAAUGAGAAACCUCAUGUAAAGCUUCAGCUGAAAAUUAGUUGCGGCGCGGCGUUGUGGAUGCUUGCCAGGGGCAGUGUUUUGAAUAGUAGGAGGAUAACGGAGACCAAAGGUUUGCUUUGUUUGGCUAAGUUGGUGGAGAAGGAACAGGGUGAGUUGCAAUUCAACUGUUUGAUGACUAUAAUGGAGAUUACGGCUGCGGCUGAAUCCAAUGCUGACCUCAGACGAGCCGCGUUUAAGACCAAUUCUCCGGCUGCCAAGGCGGUUGUGGAUCAGCUCUUGAGACUGAUCAAAGAGGUGGACAGCCCGAUACUGCAAAUUCCUGCUGUAAAAUCGAUUGGCUCGCUUGCCAGGGCGUUCCCUGCUAGAGAGACGCGGGUCAUUGAUCCGCUAGUGACUCAACUUGGCCACAAAGAUCUUGAAAUGGGAACUGAAGCAGCAAUUGCACUGGGGAAGUUUGCUUGUCCGGAUAAUUUUCUCUGUAUGGAGCAUUCGAAGAAGAUAAUCGAGUCCAACGCUAUCCCGCCUCUGAUGAAACUGCUAAGAGGAAACGAACACUCGCAGUGCCACGGAUUGAUUCUUCUUUGCUACCUUGCAUUGCACUCUGGGAAUACCUACUCUUUGGAACCGACUAGGGUAUUGACAGUCCUUGAAGGGGCUGAUCGCAGUGCACUCCCCCAUCAUCCCGAGUUGAGAGAGUUGGUGUCCAAGGCGAUAUAUCACCUCAAUCUGUACCACACCGGAGUUCAUUCGCAAAGGAUGACAUUUGACAUCUGUGCCAUGAAUACAAAUUCUCCAAGGUAGAAGAUCGAAACGUUUUUUAAUGGAAGGAAACAGGGAUCGUCGAAAGAUAGUUGAUUAAUAAGAUAAAAGUGCAGACAGUUACAUUUCGUUUUAAUCUUUUGAGUUUCGACCUGCACGGGCGAUUUGGUCGCGCCCGACUCCAUGUUGACCACGGUAGGGGUAGGCAUGAGAGUGGCCCUGAGCAUGAGUUGUCCGAGCCAAAUAAUCAUGCCAAAGUCUCUCGUGAACAGUUAAAUUGUUUGGUGAGUAGGAUUCCAAAAUUAGUGAAUCAGCAGAGGUCGGACCAACUCCAGCUGUAGAGGCUCUCUUGUGCACUCAUUAUCGGCCUCAUGGCCUGUCGUCCCUGUAACAAACUAGCAUCAUAAUCAAAGAACAACUAUACAUUGUUUACAA
Molecule: messenger RNA, 2692 nt
Organism: Pyrus x bretschneideri (Chinese white pear)
Lineage: Eukaryota; Viridiplantae; Streptophyta; Magnoliopsida; Rosales; Rosaceae
Exons: 1
Coding region: 389-2299 (636 amino acids)
Biological process (GO): cell surface receptor signaling pathway
Molecular function (GO): protein binding
Source: RefSeq, a predicted model, not a curated record